GACGACCACGCCGUUCAAACCUGUAAUCUUGUCUCCCGUUUACUAUGACAUUUCCUGUAAAUACAGAUGCAGACCCUGACCCGACAACCCAGAUGACAUGGCCUUCCACAAGACAUAGGCAACGUACGGGCUCUGGACAACCUCAAGGCCUACAUGACAGUACUUUGGACGAUGUCGAUGCAGAUCAGCACUCUCAGGAUACAGUCUAUGUUUCGAAGCAGGCUCAGUCGAGCACAGAGCUAGGGAAGACACGGCUUACCACUUGGAACCUUAUCACGCUGAGUAUAUCAAUGGCGGGAGCUCAGGUUGCGUGGACCGUAGAAUUGGGAUACGGAACUCCCUUCUUGCUUUCUCUCGGUAUAUCAGAACAGCUAACAAGUCUUGUGUGGUUGGCUGGCCCGUUGAGUGGGCUCAUUGCUCAGCCUCUAAUAGGUGCUAUCUCUGAUUCUUCGACCUCCAAAUAUCGGCGGAGGUAUUGGGUUAUACUGUCUACUAUUGUCUUAGGCGUCUCGACAUUAGGGCUGGCAUACUGUCAAAGUAUUGCCGCUUUUUUCGUGGAUCUAUUUGCUGUAGGAGCGGGUGACUGGGACCCUCAAAGGGCAAAGCAGGCAGCAAACACAGCCAUUGGCUUGGCUAUUUUCUUCUUCUAUUUGCUAGACUUUGCUCUCAACGCAUUGCAAGCUUCUCUCCGCAACCUUCUGCUUGAUAUUACCCCUCCCGACCAGCUCAAUGCUGGUAAUGCAUGGCAUGGAAGAAUGGCCCAUGCUGGAAACAUAAUUGGCUAUGGUUUUGGAUAUCUUCCUCUGGCACAGCUACCCCUGCUUCGCUUGUUGGGUGGUGAUCAAUUUCGGAAAUUCUGUGUGGUGACCAUGAUUGUUCUGACCGUCACCGUAUGGAUAACAUGCUUCUGUCAUGAGGAGAAAGAGUCUCGGGAUCUUAAAAAAGGGAGCCAAAGCAAACUGUACGACGUCCUCCAAAACAUAUACAAUGCUGUGGUCAAGCUUCCCAAACCUAUCCGUCGUGUAUGUUUUGUACAGGUCUUCGCUUUCAUGGGAUGGUUUCCCUUCCUUUUUUACGCGACAACAUACAUAGGUCAAAUAAUGGCAUACCAAAAUGGAGUAGAACCUGAUAAGGAUGUCGCGACCAGACGAGGCGAAUUUGCACUGUUGUUAUACAGUUUAGUUGCUGUCGCUGCCGGAACACUACUACCACACCUAGCUCGUCGUGAUCGCCGAUUACUACCCCGGGAAGGUGAUAACGAAGAAGAGGAUUUCACCCGACUUAGAGCCCAUAUACGCCACUGGCAAGAAGAGGCAACACGACAUGGCAAAACCUUCAGGCUGCCUAGGUCGCCUAUUUUUUUGCGUGACAUAUGGACUGGUGCCUUGAUCCUAUUCACUGUUAUCACAUUUUCUACUUUCUUCAUCAGCACUGUCCCUCAGGCCACCGCCGCAAUAAGUCUCAUCGGUAUCUGCUGGGCUGUAGCUUGCUGGGUACCCUUCGCGAUUAUUAUGGAGUUUUUGAAAGAACUAGACAGUACACCUCCUGAUGAAAUUACUUCUCCUAAUUCUCAAGUUCGGGCGAUCUCUACAUCAGCUCCUUCUGUUUCUGAGACUGACCCUUUGAUUCAACGCUCCGUUGAUGGGUAUGAUAGUCAAAACACCGAAGCGGAAGUCGAGUCCACCCCCACAGCUGGAGGCACUAUACUAGGUAUUCAUAAUUUGGCCAUAGUGAUGCCGCAGUUCGUUGUGGCCGUGGUAUCCAGCGUAAUUUUCCGUAUCGUUGAUGAGUCUAGUCAAGAUCCCACCAAUCACGACACGUACCUCGGCAGAAAUGGCGUAGCGUGGGUUCUUCGAUUUGGUGGCUUCUGUACGCUGAUUGGUGCAUUGAUUUCUCGUAUGGUACCACUGACGAGAACGGAGAAAGGAAUGAGAAGACAGCUUGUCAUACUGAAAGAAUUAAAAGCAGAGUCUGCCCCAUAAUAAUCUUCACGGUUAUUCGUGUGUCAUCAUAUGGAAUCACUUGGAUGGACUGGAAGCUUUUGUAACACACUUUUCUAUUCUUUAUGGGGCCAGUAUAUCGUUGUCCAGUUCUUAUAGUCUUCCCUCUAGUUCUAAUCAUGGAAAAUACAUAGUGCAUAAUCCCAAUUGUUCGUGUCUUGGCUGCAUAUCAGUCGGCACGGUAUAGGACUGAUAGGCGGUACGACAUCUGAACCAAAGAUAUUCUGGACCAUCGAUAACCAUGAAUUGCCACCUGAGGAGCUAUAGAAUAAUCGAAUCGAUAACGUGCGUGACCACAAAUGACCGAGAGAAGGAAUCAUCUUGAGCUGCGAUGACAUCGAAGUAUGGUCACCCUUUACGAAAAUAAUACCGCAUGAUCCUCCUGAUUUUGUGUUCUCGAAACGUGAGACCUCCCAGUGAAUCAUAUUUUCUUGAUCAUGCAUGUCACCUGAUUCUACAAGAGGGGUCUGUGCUUCCAUUGUCUGCUCGCCGUCUUCAUCCUCUACUAGACAGCGACCACUGUGUAGUAAAUCUUGCUUUUCUACUAAUGCACCCUUGGGUAACGAUUUCACUACUAAGAAUAGUGCAGGCACACGACAGUGCUUGUAAUAAGUUUUGUAGGCUCGCUUUACAAGCUCAACGUCGUUCGAAUUGGCCAACCAGAAUAAAGCAGCUUGAGUAGAUCCGUCCCAUCC
Molecule: messenger RNA, 2695 nt
Organism: Serpula lacrymans var. lacrymans S7.9
Lineage: Eukaryota; Fungi; Basidiomycota; Agaricomycetes; Boletales; Serpulaceae
Exons: 17
Coding region: 45-1982 (645 amino acids)
Cellular component (GO): membrane
Molecular function (GO): sucrose:proton symporter activity
Source: RefSeq, a predicted model, not a curated record